Paramecium octaurelia is the source of this 2424-nucleotide messenger RNA. Lineage: Eukaryota; Ciliophora; Oligohymenophorea; Peniculida; Parameciidae. The record is from the annotation of a GenBank genome assembly.
AUGCCAUUUAAAAUUUAUUACAAAAUAAGAAAUAAGCAUUAUUUUAAGAGUUUCAAAGGAAAUAAGAAUGAAAAAUUUAAGUUAUAAAGUUAGAAAAUCCUUGUAUUAGCAUUCAACCUUUUAAUUAAGAAGAAUGGUCGAGUUAGUAAAGAAUACCAAUAUUUGAUUCCUUCAAUUGGUAAAGGAUAAUAUUCUGAAAUACGCAAAGUAAUAAUAAAUAGAUUAAUUAGAAAUUCAAUGAACUAAAUCUAAUUAAUUUUAAAAAAUUAUUACAUAUUAUAGUAUGAAUUAUUAAUUGAGAAAUAAAAUAGUAAAAUAGUGGUUUAAAUUCUAUUGCAACUUGUUUGGGAUUAGAAAAUUGAUUAGUAAUAUGAGACACCCAAGGAGUUAUGUAUAUUUUUAGAUGCGUUCAAUUCUGCUAGACUUUUAAAUAGGCUGGUUUUGGUAAAAUUUUUGAAUCCAUUUGAAGGUUAAAUGGAAUAAUUAAGGUUGAAAUAUAUUAAUUAGUUUGAUAGAUAAUUAAUAAAAACAUAAGAGAAGACAUUUGAAAGAGUAGUUAAAUUUGAAUUAUUUGAAGUAAUUGAUGUAUAAUACAAAAAUGAGAAUGCUUCUAAGGAAUGCCUGCUACAUUGUUGUUAGUAAUAUGGUAGAAUCAUGCAAGAGUAGAGAAACAUAGGAAAUUCUUGUCUAAGUCUCAAAAAAAAAACUAUGAUGAAAUCCAUUCUGAAAGAGUUCUUGAAAAUCUUUGUAACCGCUAUCAAUAAGAGGAUUUCAUAGCUUGUUGAAUAAUACGAGGAUAAAAGACCUUUAUCGAAAAUUUCUAGAAUCAAGGAAGGAAUUUAUGGGCUAAGAAUCUUAAUUCAGAAGUAUAUUAUAAAAGUUGUACAAUAUUAAGUGAUAAAUCUAAUAUUAAAAAUAUCUUUUUAAACAUAUAGUAAUGUUGCAUCAUUUAUGGAGAUNAUAUCGUUACUCUUGGAUGACAACAAUGAAUUAAUCUUUCUGGAGCUAUCUUGGUAUGAUGACAGUUGUAAAAUAUUAAAUUGUUUAUAAAUACUAAUUGAAAAUGUAAUAUUUUUGUGAUUUACUUAGCUCUCAAUAGUUUUAAGAAGUUCAAUAAGUGUUGAGGGGAUUGACAGUCAGUUAAAAAGGUGACAAGUAAAAAAUUAGAGGUUACUUAGAUGGUGAUUUGUAAUUAAAGCUGGAUUUAUCUUGAAUAUUGAAACUCUAAGAGAUAAAGUUAUUGGAUUUAUCAAUAAAGUGAAGGAAUUAUUUAAAUUAAAAUAAUGUAUUUUAAAUUAAUUUGUUAAUUUUCUUUCAACUCAAGUUACUAUACUAAAUCACUAACUAUUAACGAAAUGUUAAUGCCAUUUAAAAUUUAUUACAAAAUAAGAAAUAAGCAUUAUUUUAAGAGUUUCAAAGGAAAUAAGAAUGAAAAAUUUAAGUUAUAAAGUUAGAAAAUCCUUGUAUUAGCAUUCAACCUUUUAAUUAAGAAGAAUGGUCGAGUUAGUAAAGAAUACCAAUAUUUGAUUCCUUCAAUUGGUAAAGGAUAAUAUUCUGAAAUACGCAAAGUAAUAAUAAAUAGAUUAAUUAGAAAUUCAAUGAACUAAAUCUAAUUAAUUUUAAAAAAUUAUUACAUAUUAUAGUAUGAAUUAUUAAUUGAGAAAUAAAAUAGUAAAAUAGUGGUUUAAAUUCUAUUGCAACUUGUUUGGGAUUAGAAAAUUGAUUAGUAAUAUGAGACACCCAAGGAGUUAUGUAUAUUUUUAGAUGCGUUCAAUUCUGCUAGACUUUUAAAUAGGCUGGUUUUGGUAAAAUUUUUGAAUCCAUUUGAAGGUUAAAUGGAAUAAUUAAGGUUGAAAUAUAUUAAUUAGUUUGAUAGAUAAUUAAUAAAAACAUAAGAGAAGACAUUUGAAAGAGUAGUUAAAUUUGAAUUAUUUGAAGUAAUUGAUGUAUAAUACAAAAAUGAGAAUGCUUCUAAGGAAUGCCUGCUACAUUGUUGUUAGUAAUAUGGUAGAAUCAUGCAAGAGUAGAGAAACAUAGGAAAUUCUUGUCUAAGUCUCAAAAAAAAAACUAUGAUGAAAUCCAUUCUGAAAGAGUUCUUGAAAAUCUUUGUAACCGCUAUCAAUAAGAGGAUUUCAUAGCUUGUUGAAUAAUACGAGGAUAAAAGACCUUUAUCGAAAAUUUCUAGAAUCAAGGAAGGAAUUUAUGGGCUAAGAAUCUUAAUUCAGAAGUAUAUUAUAAAAGUUGUACAAUAUUAAGUGAUAAAUCUAAUAUUAAAAAUAUCUUUUUAAACAUAUAGUAAUGUUGCAUCAUUUAUGGAGAUACACAUUUAAUACUAGCAAGGCCCUUUCUUUGGAAUAGUUGACAAGAUGGGGAUUACAUAAUACCUAAGUUGUUAGAAAUGCCAGUACUCCAGAAUUGUAUGAA